Molecule: messenger RNA, 1194 nt
Organism: Triticum urartu
Lineage: Eukaryota; Viridiplantae; Streptophyta; Magnoliopsida; Poales; Poaceae
Product: tuliposide A-converting enzyme 2, chloroplastic
Molecular function (GO): hydrolase activity
Source: RefSeq, a predicted model, not a curated record
CUCGCGAAGCUGAUAGUCACAACACCAAGGCCAAGCCUCAAGGCAAACACCUUCUCCAUUCGCCACGGCCAUGGACGCCGACGCCGACACGGUGGUGUUCGAGGCACCGGCGCACUUCCGCUUCUACAAGAGCGGCAGGAUAGAGCGCCUUAACCGGCCUCCCAUCCUCCCCGCCGGAGUCGACGAGGCCACCGGCGUCACCUCCAAGGACGUCGUCCUCGACGCGGACUCCGGCCUCUCCGUGCGCCUCUACCUUCCCAAGCUCCAGGAACCCUCCACGAAGCUCCCGGUCCUCGUCUACUUCCACGGCGGCUCCUUCCUCAUCGAGUCGGCCGACUCCUCCACGUACCACAACUACGUCAACGCCCUCGCCGCGGCGGCCGGCGUCCUCGCGGUGUCCGUCGACUACCGCCUGGCCCCGGAGCACCCGCUCCCCGCGGCCUACGACGACUCCUGGGCCGCGCUCCAGUGGGCGGCGUCGGCGCAGGACGAGUGGAUCCGCGAGCACGGCGACACGGCCCGCCUGUUCCUCGCCGGCGACAGCGCGGGGGCCAACAUCGUGCACGACAUGCUCAUGAGGGCGACCUCCAACGACGGCAGCCCGAGGGUCGAGGGCGCGAUACUGCUGCACCCGUGGUUCGGCGGGAGCAAGCCGGUGGAGGGGGAGCACCCGGCCGCGCCCAUGGUCACCGGGAUGCUCUGGUCCUACGCGUGCCCGGGCGCGGUGGGCGGCGCGGACGACCCGAGGAUGAACCCGCUGGCGCCGGGCGCGCCGGCGCUGGAGAGGCUCGGGUGCGUGAGGAUGCUCGUGACCGCGGGGCUGGCGGACGGGCUCGCCGCGCGCGACCGCGCGUACCACGACGCCGUGGCCGGCAGCGCGUGGGGCGGCACCGCGGCCUGGCACGGGUCCGAUGGGGAGGGCCACGUGUUCUUCCUCGAGAAGCCCGGGUGCGACAACGCCAAGCAGCUCAUGGACCGCGUCGUCGCGUUCAUAGCCGGCGCCUGACAGAGUUGGUCUGCAGAUCAUCUCCAUUGUGUUCGAGGGAAGUUGCUCUGCAUGAGUGAAUAAAUAGGUGAUGGCGCCUAGUUGGGGUUUAAGUUUGUCAGAACGGAGAGAGGGUUUUGGUGGAAUUGUCCUUGUAUUGAUUGAGCCUCGUGGGCAUACAUAUAUGAAUACAUGAUCUAUUUGAAGUA